GAAGAUAUCGAUCAUUUGCAUUAUUCUGGGGGGUAUUGUAUUUUCAAAACUCAUCAUAUUAGUGUUUUGUUUGAAUCAAAUUUCCUAUUCAUUCGUUGAAAUGGAAUAAAUAAUUCAUUUUCUUACUAAACCCUUAAUUCAAAAACACAAUUUUUGCCAAUAUGUAAUUGACAUUAGAUUUUUAUAUCAUUAGCAGGCCUUAUCUAUAUUGUGUCCAUUCAAGCAUGCAUAAACUAGUUGCUAAUUUCAGAAUAUAGCGUCUGACGUGACCGAUCUCAGAUACUUCACUUCAAUUCAGCACAGCGCUAAAGAUUGCAAGGAUUCCGUUUGUUUGUUGUGUGGACCUGACCUGCCCCGGGUUACAGCGGGAGCGUUCGCCGGCGCGGCCGGCCGAGAGUUUGUUACGUGAGUUAAGUGCUGCGGCCGUCGACGUGCUAAAGGAUCGAUGACGACGAUCAAUAAAAACUAAUAUUUUGCCGAUUUGUGAGGCGAAUAGCUGUGGAAAAUAGAAAAUUAACAACUAAGCGAGACGUCCUUUCCAAUUUCUAUCUUGAAAUAUUUCAAAAUGACGUGAUUUUGCGAAUAUGAAGACAUCCAGAAACUGCUGAUUUUCGACUUGUGUCGUGAGUCUUUUCAACUCCAUUGGCAGUAAUGUUAGACGAGAUGGUCUCUUAUCAUAUCAACUUUUGUGAUUUAUUUUGAGAAGAAGGCAAAGUGGCACGUGGUGGUUCUUUCCAAAUGGAGGGAAACCUAAAGGAAGACACCAUGGAAUACAUAGAAUAUCCUGAGUAUGCAGAUAUUAUGGAAUUAUUCAUCGAGACGUUGACGGGAACUGUGUUCGAACUGCGAGUAUCGCCAUUCGAAACUGUGAUUUCAGUCAAGGCUAAAAUACAGAGAUUGGAAGGUAUCCCUAUCUCCCAGCAACAUCUCAUUUGGAGAUCUGUAGAGCUUGAGGACGACUACUGUUUACAAGACUAUGGAAUUCCACCAUCUGCAUCUCUGAAGUUAGUCUUGGCAAUGAGAGGAGGUCCUAUCAAUACACGGAGAAUUCCAAUGGAGGAUCCAGCAAUCCGUGAGAUGGCAGAAUAUAUGGAGGCAAAUAAGGAGGAGAUUUGGGAGAAGCUACCUGGGAAUCGCCAAGUCACGCUCCUUGUCUUCCGGGAAGGAGACCAACUCAAUUUCUUUCGAGUUGUUGAUAGGGGAGACGGGACACUAACCCCUCUCUCAGAAUCAUUAAGUGGUGCUUCUGUUUGUAAUGUCGGUGAGGAGGAGGAAGAAGAGAAGAAGAAUCCUCAACCAGCUGAAGAUCAGACUGUCACAGAGGAGAAUGACCUCACUAUGGGAAAGAUGAAACUCCUUAGGGCCAAGAUGGAAAAUUUAUCCGUUGGCAAAAAGAAAACAACAAAGACAUCAAGACCACCAAGUAGCAGUAGACCAAAAAGUUCAGGACUGAGGAGACACUUCUCAGCUAAGAAGGGUAGCCAAUCACUCAGCAAGACAAGCCCUCUUCCUCCAGUUGGAACAACAAUACUUCCACCUGUAGGGGGCGUUGCAGUUUCUACAGGCAACAGCAAUGACAAGUUGCCAACGCCGAGGACACCUCGUAUUGGAUCAUCUGCUAAUGGACUGGGCAUGAGGACAAGGACAAAGCCCGAAAUUGUUCCCCAAGCGAGGGCAGCAGACAUUACGCAAAUUGGUGCUACGACAAACCCUGUGGCUAUGUCAGCGUCAGCCGGCAUGAGCAGUCGGAGCAAGAGCCGAACAUUGAGACUCAGUAGUAGCAAGGAAAGCAGGCAUAGCCCCGUCCCACCGCCGUCGUCCCAACGAGCCCUUGAAAACCUGACUGGUGCCAAGUUGCACCACUCGUUCCGCAAUCGAACUAAUGCAUACCCGCACCCCCCUUCCACGCAGAGUACCUUUAUCCAGGAGUUCAGGCCAACCACCUCGUCCAAUCUUGCCGAAGCCCAGGUCGCGUCCGACGCCAGUCGUGUCCCGGAACGCAUGAACCUCAAAACCGCAGAUGCCCGUAUGGUUACCCAACUCGUAAAUCAAGCUAAUCGGGAAGGCAAGAUAAACAAUAUUGUGAGGUCGGGACACCGUGAGAGCUCGCAUACAGGGAAACGAAGUGGACAUUCAAGAGUUACUUCAGGGGGCAUGACACUAUCUCAUGCUCUUAAUUCAAGCAAUGGACUAACAAAUGCCAUUAGUGAAGACAGGAUAAGAACUCCAGAUGCCAGGAAAACUCUUAUAUCUGCUCACAGUAUACGAGGGAGGUUAUCUGGCAGUAAGGAAGGCAGGUUAUUAACAUCUCCAGCUCAUCGUCUGCCACCAGUGUCCAAACCGCCACCUAUCAGCUCCACUAAGAAGAAGGCUAGUAAGAGAUGCUUUCACUGCAACAAGAAGACUGGCCUUGCCACCAGUUAUUCAUGCAGGUGUGGCCAUAAUUUCUGUGCCAGUCAUCGCUACGCGGAAGCCCACAACUGCGGCUAUGAUUACAAGACAGAAGGAAGGAAACUCCUGGAACAGAGUAAUCCCCUCGUCAGUGCACCAAAACUACCCAAGAUUUAACAUUACGUCACCUAUAUUCAAAAUGUGUCACAUGUUAUUACGUUACUACUACAUAUAAGAAAAUGAACAUUUCUCUCAGAAGAGAGAUUAUGUAAGGUAAAAUUAUAUAUUCAUAGUAGACAGGAGCAACAUUGAUUUUUAUUUUAAGAGUCAUUUAUUAAUCAGAAAGAGGAUUAGAUGGAAUCAGCAUUGAUUUUGCACAGAGUGCAUUCAAAGUAUUAGGAAAAAUGAUAAUUGGGAUAAAGUGUGUUCAUACUCGCAUCAGAAACGUUCAACACAAACAGCUUUAAUCUUUGCACUAAUGUACAUACCACUAUUAUCAUAACACACAUUGAUAUUUGUGUAAUAUUACUUUUUAGCAAAGCCACUCAGACUUGAAAUAUCAUACUUCUUAACCUUCUAUCCUGAUUCCUAUUCUAAGGACUUGAUGGAUUAAUUCAAAGCAUACUAUUUAUCAUACUCAUGGAGUAGAUUGAAAAGUACUACCAUUGUAUCAGUUUACCUCUUAAAUUAAUUAUCCAGGUUGUGAUCUGUCCAAACUUCACUCUGUGCACCCAAAGCUUUAGUUGAACAAAAGUACAUGACAUAUAUAACCAUUUAGAAUCUGUUAUACAUGUAGAGGAAUGUAUUGUACUUCAUUAUAACUCAUUUUGAGGAGGAAAAAAGCAACUGCACAAUUAGUUCUUUAUUUUUGAAAGAAAACAUUUGAAAACUUCAAUAUGAUUGAUGUUGGAGCUUAAAUUUUUGAAUGCUGCAAAUAUCAGCUUUUACAGGAGUUUCGUACUGCUGAAUACUAUGUAAAUGGUUUUUUAAAAAUCAAUUAUUACUUUUGCCACACGAGAAACAGUUGACUAAUAAUUGCCAUGUGGUUUAGAAUGCAUAGAAACUUUGUUAAAGAUAACAUGCGGAAGCUUACUAAAAAGAAAAAAGUGCAAAAAUGUUGUAAUCUUAUUGACAACAACCUAAAUCUUUCCGUAAGAAUGGGUCUAAAUUACUUGUUUGUAUGAAAGAAUUGCAAAAUAUGAAUGUCAAAAUAACUGCAACUGCUGUGUACUGUACUUCAUGGGGUUUUGUGUAUUUGGUUGUUAUUUGUUUGCCAUUGUUGGGGUUGAAAAGGUAGUUCUUUGAAACACAGUGUCACUAAAGAUAUAGACAAAAUAUUCAUUCCAGUAUGGUUCAAUAGACUAUCUUGAGCAGCACUUACUGUUACAACACUAACGCACAGUACACACUAAAAGCUAACGGACAAGAAUUAAGUGUUUGGAAUCAUCGUUUGGAAGUUCCCAAGUCAUACUUUUAUUCUGUCUGAGAAGUUAGCCAAUAAGCAGGGGAGUGCUGUCAUGAAGUCAAUAUUCUGUGAUUUUCACUGAUUGAAUUUGCUCUGAGCCAAUCAGGUGUGAGUAUUUUAGUAGCUUAUAACAGCUGUCAGUGAAUAAUCACUGAGUAUAUGUUUUAUGAAAUGCCCCCCAGUUCAUUCCCCCUUCUUUAAUCCAGUAUAUCGCAUAGAGGUAGUAUAUUCAUGCAAAUCAAUUUUUUUAAAGGAUUUUGUUUUGUUACAUGUACUUAUCUAACAUUUAACAUAUCCACAAAGAUUCGCAACAGCUUUAUAGCUUUCCUUUAUUAUUCAUUUGUGGUAGUUAAUGGAAGUGAAAAUUAUUUAUUAUUAUCAUUGCUUUCCAAAUUAUGAAAUAUGAAAAUAAAUUACUGUAAACAAUUAGUGUUGCAUAUAUUCCUUUGAAAGCUACAGAUUUGUUUACAAGAUGUCUAUGCCAUAUAGUAGUACUCAUUUACACAAACAAACCCUAUUUGACUAUUUGAAACACUUAAAAUGAAAUAUAAGUCAUUUUCAAUUAUUGCCCUGAAAUACAGCCUUCAGUCUUACCUGAUAUUUUUAUGAUUUUUUUUCUACCAAUAUUUCCUAAUCUUGUCUUCAAGUAAUGCUCCUAUAUUAACAGAAUUGAAGGAAUUUUAAGAACAUGCAUUGAAAGAAAUGUUGAAAAUCUACCAAAUAGAAGAAUUUUCAGCAUUUCUGUUUCACUCAGAGGAAACCUUUGAAAAGAACUCCGAGUUCUCUAUAUCUAUUUUGUGUAAACUCAUUUUCACUCAUGCCAUCAAUAAUUGAUAUAUCAAGAUAAUAUGUACAGGUAGAAUGCUUGUUCUUUUCCAGUAAAAUACCAACUUUUCACCCUUUUUAUAAUUUAUCUCUUGCGUGCAGAUAGUCAAAACGUUAGAUGUGCCUUUCUUUGAAUUUGUUGUGAAUAUUCCCCUUCAAAGCUGUGGUAAAAAAAAUAUUUUGUAAAAUCUGUACCCUUUUAGCAACUAUUGCAUUUAGUAUGAAUAUUCCGAGUUAUUCAAUUUUUUUCCCCAUAGAUUGGUGUUUCAGUUGAACUAUUCAACUCUUAAAUUUGAUGUGUUGAAAAUCGAAAUAGCCCAGCUUAGCAGCAUGAGAAGAAAAAUGCCAAGUAUAAUGCAAAUGAUGUUUUCUUUUUCUUAGUGUUUUUCAAAGUGAAUUUGUCAAAAACACAAAGAAAUGAUAGCAUACCCUAAGUAGGGCUGUGAAUUGUCUCGUCUCUCUAAAUCUUCCACUCUUCUUGUCUCCCUCAUGUUCUUGUCUUUUUGUAUAAAAGUACCUCUAUAGGAAAGGAAAGGUGUGAAAACACAAAGUACUCUAAAGAAAUAUUUUUAUUUAAUGUUGAUGUCCAACUGUUGCAGCUUUUAUUGUAUCAUAGACCAUGUCAUUUGUAGAAAGCUGCUGGGAGGAUGUUGUAAACAAGAGAAGUGAUUUUCUGUUAUAGUUGUAACCAUUGUCCAUUGUAAUAAGAAUACUUGGUGAUGUUUUAAAUGGAGCAGUUACACAUAUUGUUUGACAUACAAUUUAAAGUACAAAAGGUAUACGCACAGGUCAUGCAUCCACUGUGUGGUGCAUAGUGGUUGUGCAUACCUUCCAGUGCUAAAUACAUGUAAUAUUGGGCAGUGGGAACACUGCCUCUGUAUAGCUAUAAAUUCCUAUCUCUGUGUACUGCUCUUACUUGAUGCACUGCAUGAUGCACAGAGGUGGUGCAGCUUAGAUUACUUAUCACAGUCAAUGGGAACAGACACAUCAAGCAGUGAGUAUCUCUACAUGGUUGUAUGUGUCAAGAAUUUUUUAAAUUUUACCCCCCCCCCCCUCUCAAUUUGAGGAGAAAAAAGGAUGAACAUGAAAAUCAGAAGUGCAAUAUGAAAAGGAAAGUGUUUUUUUCCUUGUAGGUUGUAAUAAUGUACUGAUAAUGAUCAGUACAAGAUAUUAGCAUGAGAUGUGAUAUACAAUCAUGUAAUAUAGAGAAUUAUUAUUUCUAUUUUUUCUUUUCUUAUAAGUAAUUUUUCUCUCCAAUGUACCAUUUUUAUAUCAGGUGUGGAUUUAUUUUGUUUCUCCCAACUGUGUGGGAUUACUUUAGCUCAGCUGAAAACACGAAAAUAGUUUGUGACCAUAUUUUGCCUUAUGCAUUUUCCUGGUUUUCAACUAUGCAGACUAUUAAAAGAAGUGGUGUGUCUUAAAAACAUAA
Lytechinus pictus (painted urchin) is the source of this 6110-nucleotide messenger RNA. Its product is annotated as AN1-type zinc finger protein 4-like. The record is from RefSeq and is a predicted model, not a curated record. The transcript is spliced from 9 exons. Gene Ontology annotation, molecular function: zinc ion binding; protein binding. Bases 739 to 2568 code for a protein of 609 amino acids. Lineage: Eukaryota; Metazoa; Echinodermata; Echinoidea; Temnopleuroida; Toxopneustidae.